Messenger RNA from Macrobrachium nipponense, 659 nucleotides. RefSeq names its product cuticle protein AM1159-like. The record is from RefSeq and is a predicted model, not a curated record. Bases 70 to 450 code for a protein of 126 amino acids. The transcript is spliced from 3 exons. NCBI's taxonomy places the organism in Eukaryota, Metazoa, Arthropoda, Malacostraca, Decapoda, Palaemonidae.
AGAGAUGUAUAUAAGAGGGUGUCUUCUUCCAAAGGGAACGAGUCCUUCCUGAACAUUCACUCGAGCAACAUGAAGUCUGUCAUCUUCGCCUGCCUCGCCGCCCUGGCCGUUGCCGCCCCCCAGUUCGGACAGCUGAACCCGGUGGCCAUCCUGAGGGACGAACGUCAGGAUUUGGGCAACGGCGCUUUCGUUUACGAGUUCGAGGCCGACAACGGCAUCAGUGAAUCCAGGAGGGGAUUUUCGGGAUCCCAGGGACAGACCAACAUGGAGGGAUCCUUCAGGUUCCCUCUCCCCGACGGAUCCUUCGCUGAGGUCCGCUACGUCGCGGACGAAAACGGCUUCCGCGCCGAGUCCCCCUUCAUCCCAACCCCGCACCCACUCCCCGCCCACGCCAUCGAGCAGAUCCGCAUCGCCGAGGAGCAGCGCGCCCGCGGGAUUACAUUCGAGUGAUUACUAAGCCCUGAUGACCAUCUCUCAUCCCUCUCUUGAUUUCAAGCACCGAUUUUUCAGAGGCUGAAUUUCCUUUCCAGAAUCUCAUGAACAGCAACAGAUCAUUAAUACUACGGAUAACAGUUCCUUUCUUUGUGCGAUUUUAUCGAGUGAUUCGGUGUGUUGUCGUCAAAGGAGAGUACCUGCCAUGAAAACGUUUUCAAAUAUAA